UCUGUGGAAUAGUGACAAACACCGUCCAAAUCCAGCUUAGGUUCUUUGAAUUUCAACAGGACUAUCUUACCUAGCUACUGUAACAGACCACCCAUAGGAUCGUGACAGCUGGUUCUAUAAGUUAGCAUUACUUGUUUCAUUUGUCCCUGGUGAGAGCUACUUCAACUACGCAAUGGAAUUCCCCAGAGUGUUCUUUCUAGUCUUCUGCACUUCCAUUUGUUUCUUCUUCCUUUCCACCCAAGCCAGACUGCAUAAUCACACACAAAAGCACAGACACCGAAUGUCCCUGAUUUCACCAUCCCCUUCUCUAGCACCAGAGCCUGCUUACCCAAUUUCUGAUGGGAACUCCACUAAUUGUACUGGCAUUUUUGAUGUACUAUCAUUUGGUGCUGUUGGGGAUGGCAUUACAGAUGACACACAGGCUUUCAAGAUGGCAUGGGAUGAGGCCUGUCAAGUCGAAUCAGCGACUCUUCUAGUUCCAAAAGGCUACACAUUCAUGAUACAAUCUACAAUCUUCACUGGUCCAUGCCAAAACAACUUUGUGUUUCAGAUUGAUGGGAUUCUAAUGCCACCCGAUGGACCUGACUCCUGGCCACAAAGUAACAAGCGCCAAUGGCUAGUCUUCUACAGAAUCAAUGGAAUGUCAUUGCAAGGAGGUGGCCUUAUUGAGGGAAGAGGAGAGAAGUGGUGGAAUCUUCCCUGCAAACCUCACAAGGGAAUAAAGGGAACGACAAUGCCAGGACAUUGUGAUAGCCCUGUUGCCAUAAGGUUCUUCAUGAGUUCCAAUUUGACCGUACAGGGGCUUAAAAUCAAGAACAGCCCCCAGUUCCACUUUAAAUUUGAUGGUUGCAGCAAUGUCCACAUAGAUGGAAUCACCAUAAAGUCGCCCCCUCUAAGUCCCAACACUGAUGGAAUUCACAUAGAGAACACAGACUCAGUGAAGAUAUAUAAUUCUGUCAUUUCCAAUGGUGAUGAUUGCGUUUCGAUCGGAACUGGUUGUUAUAAUGUAGAGAUAAACAACAUCACAUGUGGGCCAAGUCAUGGAAUCAGCAUUGGAAGUUUAGGCAACCACAACUCGAGGGCUUGCGUCUCCAAUAUCACAGUCACAAAUUCUGUCAUAAAGCUUUCAGACAAUGGAGUUAGGAUCAAGACAUGGCAAGGGGGAUCAGGAUCUGUAUCUCGGGUGACCUUCAACAAUGUUCACAUGGAUGCUGUGAGGAACCCAAUCAUAGUUGACCAGUUCUACUGCCUCACCAAAGCAUGCAGUAAUGCAACAUCAGCAGUCUUUGUUUCAGAUAUCUCAUACACAAACAUUAAAGGAACUUACGAUGUGCGAAGUCCCCCAAUUCAUUUUGCCUGCAGUGAUCCAGUCCCUUGCACCAACAUAACACUGUCAGAUGUGGAGCUUCUUCCAGCCCAAGGGGAGAUUGUGUUGGACCCAUUUUGUUGGAAUGCUUAUGGUGAUUCACAAACACUUACAAUUCCACCUGUCUUCUGCUUAUUGGAGGGCAUGCCACGUUCGAUCCAGCAGACCGACUUUGAGCAGUGCUGA
This is a messenger RNA of Macadamia integrifolia, 1552 nucleotides long. Its product is annotated as polygalacturonase At1g48100-like. Gene Ontology annotation, molecular function: polygalacturonase activity. Bases 173 to 1552 code for a protein of 459 amino acids. Gene Ontology annotation, biological process: carbohydrate metabolic process. Lineage: Eukaryota; Viridiplantae; Streptophyta; Magnoliopsida; Proteales; Proteaceae. The record is from RefSeq and is a predicted model, not a curated record. The transcript has 6 exons.